Ixodes scapularis (black-legged tick) is the source of this 1918-nucleotide messenger RNA. RefSeq names its product neprilysin-2. Gene Ontology annotation, molecular function: metalloendopeptidase activity. The record is from RefSeq and is a predicted model, not a curated record. The transcript is spliced from 8 exons. NCBI's taxonomy places the organism in Eukaryota, Metazoa, Arthropoda, Arachnida, Ixodida, Ixodidae. Gene Ontology annotation, biological process: protein processing. Gene Ontology annotation, cellular component: plasma membrane. Bases 81 to 1223 code for a protein of 380 amino acids.
UCAACGUGGUCGUGCCCGAGUUCGUGAAGCAGUUCGAGUCUCUAAUCCUGCGCACGCCGGCGCGCACCGUCGCUAACUACAUGGUGUGGCGCGUGGUGCUCCAGUCGUACGGUACGCUAGGCAAGCCGUGGCGCGAGCGACUCCAGGAGUUCAUCAAAGUGCUGACGGGCCGAACUCGCGAGAUGGCCCGCUGGGAGCAGUGCAUGGGCUCGCUCACGGGCUCCCUGGGCAUGGCGCUGUCCUCGCUCUACGUGCGGCACUUUUUCCAGGAGGACAGCAAGGGCGCCGCGCUGGACAUGGUCAGCUUCAUCCUGAAAGAGUUUAUGGCCAUCCUGGACGACAUCGAUUGGAUGGACGAGCAGACGCGGCAGCGCGCACGGGCCAAAGCCCAGGCCAUCCAGCCGUACAUUGGCUACCCCGAGGAGCUGCUGAAGGUCGCCCUCGUGGAGGAGCACUACCGUAACGUGAAGCUGAAACCCGACGCGUACUUCGAGAACAUCAUGCAGCUGCGCAAGUGGUCCACGGAUUACGCCUUCGGGCAUCUGCGCAAGCCGUUCAUCAAGGGCGAGUGGAAGACGUUCGCCCAAGUUGCUGUGGUAAACGCCUACUACUCCUGGCUGGAGAACUGCAUCAGGUUCCCAGCCGGCAUCCUACAGGGAGUCUUCUUCUCGAAAGAUCGGCCCAGCUACCUGAAUUACGGAGCAAUUGGCUCUAUCAUUGGCCACGAAAUUACGCACGGCUUCGACGAUCAAGGGCGUCAGUUCGACAAGGACGGCAACAAUAUCAACUGGUGGGAGCCCGAGACAGACCUCAAGUUCCGCCAGAGGGCUCAGUGCAUCGUGGAGCAGUACGGGAACUACACGGUAGCCGAAGGCACCUUGAAUUUAAACGGCAUCAACACGCAGGGUGAGAACAUCGCCGACAACGGAGGCAUCAAGGAAGCCUUUAACGCUUACAAGAAGUGGGUGAAGGAGAACGGUCCGGAGGCCGGGCUGCCGGGCCUCAAAUACACCCCGCAGCAGCUCUUCUGGAUCAGCGCCGCCAACGUAUGGUGCGGCAAGUCCCGUCCCGAGACAUUAAAGCUGAGCAUCCUGGCAGGUUCACACAGCCCGGGUCGAUUCAGGGUCAUCGGUCCCACGUCCAACACGCCCGAGUUUGCCGCCGAGUUCAACUGCCCGGUCGGAUCUCCCAUGAACCCAGUCAACAAGUGCACUGUCUGGUGAUCCCCGACCUCCUCCAAAUAAGAUCUGAUCGCGCGCCCCACCGCACGGAGCAUGCGUCGUCCACUUCCUUUCGCGACCCCUCUCACACGAAAGGAAAACCCCGCCCCUCCAUUCUCGCAGACCACUGCUCUGGAUCCCGAACACAGGGCUCUGAGCAGUGUCCCUCUUCCGACCCCACUUUUGACCACGUCAUCCCUGCCGUCGAGGACCAAGCGCCGCAUACCCAGUGCGAACCGUCAUUGUCAGUCCUAUGACCACCACCAACACCUAGCCUGGCAGCGGCAUACUCUUUAUACGUUCUAAUCCUAUCUAUGAUCCCCUCAGGUUGAAAUAUACGAAUAUGGUGGAAUCUCAGUGUCUUAUAGUGGCUGUUAUGGCCUGCAGCAUCGGUGAUUAAGGCAAACUUAUCUCUACAGACCCACAUACAUACUCCUACAAUAUGAAAGACCCAGUACGUGUGGUUUUUAUGCGGUUGUGCUAUGCAUACCUUGGCCAGAGCCACCUCCUUAGAGACAACAGAAGAACGGUCAAUUUACUUUCUCGCUCCAUGCAAUAUGAAGCCGGCCUAAGUGAAUGCCCCACAAGCGACGCCUGCCACUUUCUUCGUAAAAAAGGACUUACGUACUGACAAGUCAAAAUUCCAUGUUUUUAUUAUUAUCCGAAACGACUGAGAACGAUGCCUGGACAUUACACUC